This is a messenger RNA of Fusarium oxysporum Fo47, 618 nucleotides long. RefSeq names its product thioredoxin-like protein. The coding region runs from base 82 to 501 and encodes 139 amino acids. Gene Ontology annotation, molecular function: oxidoreductase activity. NCBI's taxonomy places the organism in Eukaryota, Fungi, Ascomycota, Sordariomycetes, Hypocreales, Nectriaceae. The transcript has 3 exons. Gene Ontology annotation, cellular component: mitochondrion. The record is from RefSeq and is a predicted model, not a curated record.
CCGACAUCAACCUCCAUGAACAAUCGUGAACUCUCUACAAUUGUCUUCUCAACAUAAACUUUUGAGAAACAGUCUGGGAAAAUGUUUCGCUUCCAUAAGACACUCGAUAUCGUGACAGUCUUCCACAAGGCCAGCUCUCCGGCAUCCGUCAGAGUCGCCAACCUUUUGAAGCAGGUCUCUGCCAAUGCCACUUCUGGCGCUACUCUUGACCAAGCGAGUGACCACUCUGCCCAGACGGCACCUAUUCGAGACCAGUUUGAGCUCAACAUCACCGAAGAUCCUCCUACAGACGACCAGGUGAAGACAAUUCUGGAAUAUGUUGGAAGCAACGGUAUCCCCAACGUGAUCAAGGGCGCAAACAACGAGAAGGAGGCUCUCAGGAAGUUCAAGGAAAGCAAAGAGAACUUCAUUCGACCAGUGGUUGUGGAUUGGAAUAAUGGCAAGGCCAUUGCGGGCGACAACGAGUCUGAGAUCCUCAAGCUUCUGAAAGCACAGAAGUAACGUCUCUAAAACUGUCAACGAACUAUCGCAUAACCCCUCUCUGUAUAUACUAUGUCAAUGAUUGACACCAUCUGACGAUCAGCCAUAUUAGCAUGCUGUAUUAGUGACCCAUCAUGA